CCGUUUGACGUUUGUUUAAAAACAAACAAAUGUUGUAGUUGUUUAUAUAUUAAUGAAUUUGAAAAUUCAUUCUUAUUACAACCGUAAAGAUGUGGGUGUGCGAUGAUAUUCGAUCGUUGGAUAUUGAAGAUGACCACUAUGAUUAUAAAGAAAAACUAGUAUUUCACACAAUUUGGUAUGAUACUGAUUCAUCUGAGGAAAAGAAAUUUCUGUUAAAUUAUUACCCUCGUGAUAACACUCUGGAAUUAAUCGAUACUCAACUCGACAGAAUAUUUCUUAAGAGAACUUGCCUAAAUGGAGUUCAUCUACAGGAUAUGUUCAUUGGAAAUGAGAUAAGAGUAUAUGGUAGGCAAAUUAAAAUAACAGACUGUGCAGAUAACCGAACACUACAAUUUAUUGCCAAGUCUAGUGAACAUACAAUUGCAGUAAUUAAACCAGAUGCACUCGAUAAGAUUGGUGAAAUUUUAAAAAUAAUAGAGGAAAAUGAGUUUAGAAUAACAAAACUAAAGAUGUGUACUUUGACCAGAAAUCAAGCAGAAUAUUUCUAUGAUUAUUUAAAAGAUGAAUCUUUCACCUUGCAACUAAUUGAUCACCUAAUAUCUGGACCUAUAGUUGCAAUAGAACUAGUAGGAGAAUAUGCUACAAGGAGGUGGAACAAAUUAAUAGGUCCAAGCUCUCCAAGCGAAGCAAGAAAAACAUCACCCAAUUCACUGAGAGCUCUUUAUGGGAAAGAAAGAGUAACAAAUGCAAUCCAUGGUUCUUUAAAUGAGGAAAUGGCACUGGAGGAGGCAAAAUUCUUCUUCAUUCAGUAUCACGCCUCUCCAGCUCUUAAACACAAAAAUGCCACAUGUUGUGUGAUUAAACCUCAUGCUGUUAAGGAAGGUAACUUAGGAAGAAUUGUUGCAUCAAUUCAGAACUCUGGGUUUUCCAUAACUGCAAUGCAGUUGUUUUAUUUAAAUGAUGCCACUGCUAAUGAAUUUAUGCAAGUUUAUAAAGGAGUGGUCGCUGAUUACAAUGCUUUACUGCUUAGUUUUGUGGAUGGACCAUGUGUGGCUUUGGAGAUUAGUAACAAGGAAAGUGAUUGGGAUGUUCAUGGUCAAUUUAGGCAUUUUUGUGGACCAUAUGACACUGAUAUUGCUAGGAAAAUACGUCCCAAUUCGUUAAGAGCCAAAUUUGGGUUAGAUAGAUAUAAAAAUGCUGUUCAUUGUACAGAUUUACAUGAAGAUACUUUUGAAGAAUUGUCUUAUUUUUUUAAACUACUAAAUGUUUAAUAGUUUUUCUUGUUAAGUGUAAAUAUAUUUAUACAUUUUUA
Aethina tumida (small hive beetle) is the source of this 1312-nucleotide messenger RNA. RefSeq names its product nucleoside diphosphate kinase 7-like. The transcript has a single exon. The coding region runs from base 90 to 1271 and encodes 393 amino acids. The record is from RefSeq and is a predicted model, not a curated record. Gene Ontology annotation, cellular component: centrosome. Lineage: Eukaryota; Metazoa; Arthropoda; Insecta; Coleoptera; Nitidulidae.